Molecule: messenger RNA, 2703 nt
Organism: Salvelinus sp. IW2-2015
Lineage: Eukaryota; Metazoa; Chordata; Actinopteri; Salmoniformes; Salmonidae
Source: RefSeq, a predicted model, not a curated record
AUGCUAUGCAGCAAAUACAUUGAGCACAACCCCACUAACUUCGCCACCGACAAGAGCAGGGUGGAUUUUGUUGUGUCUCUACUCACAGGCAAAGCCCUGGAUUGGGUCACCGCCAUAUGGACUGCCAACAGCACAGAACUCGGAUCCGAGACCCGUUUCCACACCCUCUUCAAAGAGGUAUUUGAUCACUCUCCUUCCAGUCGUCCUAUAGGAGACCUCAUAGAACUUCAACAAGAACGCAAUUCAGCUGCCGAGAAUAACACCCUGGAUGGGCAGCCAUUGGUUACGGGCUUCAUCACGUACCUGACACAGAGCGUCACCCUCCAGAUUGGAGUCUUCCACACCGGAACCAUUCAACUCAUGGAACUCUCAUCCCCCAAACAGCCAGUCAUACUCAGACACCGCUGGCUUUGUCGUCACGACCCUGCCAUCUCGUGGCGACAAGGCGACAUCUGGAAGACGGCCUUUAUCACCGCUCGAGGGCACUAUGAAUACCUGGUCAUUCCCUACGGCCUUACUAACGCCCCCGCCGUCUUCCAAUCCUUUAUGAACGAGCUCCUGUCCUUCACCAACCUGACCCUUCCUUUCAUCCUGGAGAUGGAUGCCUCCGAAGUGUUCCGUUUGAAUGGGAUUCUGGAGGACAUUGUUUCUGACCGCGGGCCCCAGUUUGUCUCCUGGGUGUGGCGAGCCUUCUGUGACCGACUGGGGGUCGCCCUCAGCCUCUCCUCCGGGUACCACCCCCAGACCAACGGGCAGACGGAACGCCUUAACCAAGAAAUAGGGAAAGGGCAAGGUCCCCUGAACGUUAUUGACCUGCUGGCCAUCCUCCCUUAUUACGUCACUAUCUUCCUGACGGAAUCCAACAAGAGCGUUCUACAGUUCCAGAACGUCCGGCGUGUGGUGCAGAUAUUCCGGAUCAUGAGAAUAUUGAGGAUUCUGAAGCUGGCCAGGCAUUCCACAGGGCUGCAGUCUCUAGGCUUCACCCUGAGGAGGAGUUACAACGAGCUGGGCCUGCUCAUCCUCUUCCUGGCCAUGGGCAUUAUGAUCUUCUCCAGCCUCGUCUUCUUCGCCGAGAAGGAUGAAGACGCCACCAAGUUUACCAGCAUCCCCGCCUCCUUCUGGUGGGCCACCAUCACUAUGACUACGGUGGGUUACGGUGACAUCUACCCUCAGACUCUGCUGGGUAAGAUAGUCGGGGGGCUCUGCUGUAUCGCCGGGGUGUUGGUCAUCGCUCUGCCCAUCCCUAUUAUCGUCAACAAUUUCUCUGAGUUCUACAAGGAGCAGAAGAGGCAGGAGAAGGCUAUAAAGAGGCGGGAGGCUCUGGAGAGGGCCAAGAGGAACGGUAGUAUCGUCUCCAUGAACCUGAAGGAUGCGUUCGCCCGGAGUAUGGAGCUGAUGGAUGUAGUCGUGGAGAAAGGAGGAGAGGACAACCACCUGUCUCCCAGCUGGGCCGGCACGCCCAGACACACCGCCUCCGACAGGUCGUUGGAUAAGAAGUACCCCGAGUCCGUCCUCCUGGGGUCCACCCACCGCAUCACCAUCACCACCAGCGGUAGCCCCGAGCGGAGAGGCAGUACCUCUCAGCUUCUUAACGCUCAGAACCUAGAGAUCAUGUUCAACCAGCUGACCAAGUCUCAGUCCUUUACCAACCUCAACACUUCCUGCUCUGUGAGCACUAUGAGCACCUCCGCCACCACGGCAACCUCGGUAUCUUCGCGGCAACAGCACCCAGGGUCCCCGGCCUGGCCCCAACAGGAAGUGGAGCUGGAGAGGAAGGAAGUCCCACCCUCUUCCUCGACAGAGCCCCUACUGAAGGAAAGCGAAGCAGUACGCAGCCUGUCGAGCAUGGACAGCUUCGCCAGCUGCAGGGCUGAGUUCGGGGAGGGCUCUGGAUACGGAAGAAAGUUCCCUCCAUCUCUAGACCUCCUCCCAGAAUCGAGGGUCAACGAUGCCCAAAGCCUCCAGGACGCUGCCUCCCUCAAAGACAGCAUGUAUGAGUUUGUCCCCUACAACCAAGAUGGCGGCACACAGUUCCCGAGAGACGACGUGGAGAACAUCCGUAGCACCCUGAGAGACGGCAUCAACCCUGUCGUCAAGGGGACCAAAGAGCUAAAGGUCAACUUCAUCAAGGGCCCACCCACCGAGCCCCCCCCGACACCACCCAGCACCACCUCUCCCCAUGACAUCAGCUUCAGCUUCCUGGAGAAUGAAUCCCCAGAGAGAGAGACCUCGCUGCUCUUCCCCAGCACAAAGGCCGUCAUCCUGGGCACAGAAGACGAGACCAGCCCCCUGUCCUGCGAGAGUCUGGUGGUGGACACCCCGCCAGGGGAUGAGGACUCCCCGGACCAGGGUCUCGGGGGUCAAGGUCCGUCCAACGAGGAGAAGAAUCAGAUGGAAGUGGCGGGAACGACAGGGGGGCCACCGGCUGGGAACUGCACCCAGGAUGUGGUGGUGGUGGGAGGAGGGGCAGGUGGGGAGGGCAAGGUCGACAGCAACCCAAGUGGACACAACAAAUCAGAGAACCACAUGUUUACACCAGAGAUUCACCUGAUGCCCGGGGACGCCAGUAUCUCCCCGAACUGCGAAACCAGCAUGUAACCCACUGGAACUACGUUUAAUUAACCUAACCUUGACCUGCUGAAAAAGACGAAGAAGAAUGAGGAGAUAUUGGAGAAGUGAGAUGAGAGGAAAAAGGGAACACAG